UCAUGCUGCUGCCAGGUCCAGAGUGUGUCAUGGGUCCCUGUACGGCCUCCCAUUGCUGCUGUCUCCAUCGCCACACUCUGCCAUGUGCCACUUUCAGGUCUCCUCACACUGCUGGUGGGUUCCAUUUUGUCAUAGGGUGCUGGCAGAUUACGGGCCUCCCAUUGCUGCUGCCAGGGCCCGUAAUCUGUCAUGGGCCCCUGUACCGCCUCCUCAUGCUGCUGCCAGGCCCGUAAUCUGUCAUGGGCCCCUGUACCGCCUCCUCAUGCUGCUGCCAGGCCCGUAAUCUGUCAUGGGCCCCUGUACCCGCCUCCUCAUGCUGCUGCCAGGUCCAGAGUGUGUCAUGGGUCCCUGUACCACCUCCUCAUGCUGCUGCCAGGUCCAGAGUGUCUCAUGGGUACCUGUACGGCCUCCCAUUGCUGCUGUCUCCAUCGCCACACUCUGCCAUGUGCCACUUUCAGGUCUCCUCACACUGCUGGUGGGUUCCAUUUUGUCAUAGGGUGCUGGCAGAUUACGGGCCUCCCAUUGCUGCCGCCAAGGCCCGUAAUCUGUCAUGGGUCCCUGUACCGCCUCCUCAUGCUGCUGCAGGUC
Molecule: messenger RNA, 588 nt
Organism: Staurois parvus
Lineage: Eukaryota; Metazoa; Chordata; Amphibia; Anura; Ranidae
Source: the annotation of a GenBank genome assembly